AUGCCACAGGUGCGGGACAUGGACUGGGGAGCGGGCACCCGGCAGGCGGUGGCCGCUGCCUUCCUGUGCGGCUACGCGGGCGCCCAGGUGGCGUGCGGCUGGCUGGCGGGCCGCGUGGGGGCGCACCGCCUGCUGGGGCUGGGGCUGGCCUCCUCGGGUCUGCUGGCGCUCUUCACCCCGGCGCUCGCCUGCAUGCACCCCUGCCUGCUGGUGGCUCUGCGCGUCUGCCAGGGAGCGCUGCAGGGCGUGUUGCACCCGUGCAUGAACGCGCUGUGGUCUCGCUGGGCGCCACCGCUGGAGCGCAACAGGCUCAUGGCGCUGGCUCUCUCCGGCAGCUACGUGGGGUCCAUGGUCGCACUGCCGCUGUCCGCACUCGUCGCGCGGUACAUCGGCUGGCCGGCGAUCUUCUACGCGUUCGGACUGACUGGUCUGUUGUGGUUCGGUGCUUGGUGGUGGGUGGUCAAGGAAUGUCCUGAACGAGAUCCUUCAAUUUCUGUUGAAGAACUCAAGUACAUACAGUCAGCUAUAGGACCACAGGAUAAAAUUUACAAGGCGGUCUUGCAUCCCUGGAGGAAGAUCCUUACUUCUGCACCAGUCUGGGCUGUCGCCAUCGCACAUUUCGCUGAGGCCUGGGGCUCGCACACGCUGCUCAAACAGCUGCCGUCCUUCUUGGGAGAUACCUUGAAUUACAAUGAGCAACAAGUGGGUGCCAUGUUGUCACUGCCAUUCUUCUUCAUGGCUGUUAUACUGCAAGGUGCCGGAUACCUCGCUGACUGUCUGCAGUCCAAGGAAGUGGUAACUGCAACCAAGGUGCGAAAGUUGUACGUGUGCGGCUCCUUCGUGGUGGAGUCCUUGUUCGUCAUGACGGCAGGAGUCCUGGACACUCCCGCGCAGGUCCUGAUCUGCCUCGCCUUCGCCAUAUCACUGCAGCCAUUUGGUGCGGCCGCCCUUAGCGUGAACCACCUGGACCUGGCGCCCAAGCAUUCCGCCGUGCUAGUGGGUGUGUCGCAGACCGUGGGCAGUCUGGCCGGACUCAUCGGGCCAGUCGUCACAGGCCUGCUGGUGCAGAACAGGAGUGCAAGCGAGUGGCGGAGCGUGUUCAGGACGGCCAGCGCGGUGUACCUCGUGGGGGCGGCCGUGUUCGGCGCUCUGGGCUCGGCCGAGCGGCAGGCGUGGGCCGAGGACCCGCCUGUGGUGCAGCGCGAGAACGACUGCAACCGCCAGGCGCAGGGCCGGCAGCAGCGCACCGGGGCGAAGAAGGCCACCCCGCCACCGCCACCGCCAACGCCACCGCCCGCCGUAUCCCCGGCCGGGCGCCAGGGCUGCGGCCGCACCGACCACCGCAAGAAGGACUGCAACCGGUCCGACCACGGCUGUGUGGUGCUGGACCUGCGGAACCUACACACCCUCACCAUAUGACCAUUCCUGUGUUGCUCGGAUGGACGUGCUAGACUGGCUCGGCUGUGUAGAGCGCACUGGAGCAAGAAGCCCGGACUGAGCGAUGCUCACACAACGGGUCAAGAAACGUGGCGUGUACGCUUUGGCCUCAAUCGCUAAGUUGUCACAUUCUUGCUAAGAAUUAAAGCAGGAAAUUUAAUCAUAACAAUCUUACAUAAUUCUAAU
This is a messenger RNA of Bacillus rossius redtenbacheri, 1623 nucleotides long. RefSeq names its product vesicular glutamate transporter 1-like. The record is from RefSeq and is a predicted model, not a curated record. Gene Ontology annotation, cellular component: membrane. The transcript is spliced from 8 exons. The coding region runs from base 1 to 1419 and encodes 472 amino acids. Gene Ontology annotation, biological process: monoatomic anion transport; transmembrane transport. Gene Ontology annotation, molecular function: transmembrane transporter activity. Lineage: Eukaryota; Metazoa; Arthropoda; Insecta; Phasmatodea; Bacillidae.